AUCCGCUUAUUCCUCCCCAUGCAAUGGAGCUAGAGGGGCUGUGGUGGAAGGGACAGCUUGCGGCAGACAUCCACCAGGCUCUCCGGUAUAAAGAACUCAAGCUUCCUUCCUACAAAGGCCAGUCUCCCCAACUGAACCUAAGACGCUACUUUGCGGACCUGAUUGCCAUCGUCAGCAACCGCUUUAAGCUCUGCCCCACCGCCCGACAUCUUGCCGUCUACCUGCUGGAUCUGUUUAUGGACAGAUAUGAUAUUUCCAUCCAGCAACUUCAUAUUGUGGCUUUGUCCUGCCUGCUUCUGGCGAGUAAAUUUGAAGAUAAAGAAGAUCGAGUGCCAAAGCUGGACCAGCUGAACAGUCUGGGAUGUAUGACCAACAUGAACUUGGUGCUAACCAAACAGAAUUUGCUUCACAUGGAGCUUCUGCUGCUGGAAACGUUUGAGUGGAACCUAUGCCUUCCAACCCCUGCUCAUUUUAUCGAGUACUACUUGUCCAUUGCUGUUCAUGACACUGACCUCCAUGAUGGCUGGCCGAUGAUCUGCCUGGAGAAGACCAAGAUAUAUAUGGCAAAAUAUGCCGAUUACUUCCUGGAAGUAUCUUUGCAAGAUCAUGUGUUUUUAAACUACAUCCCAUCGCUGGUUGCUGCUUCGUGUGUCGCCGCGUCUAGGAUUAUCCUUCGAUUGACACCAACCUGGCCGACGAGGCUGCAUCGCCUCACCGCCUACGCCUGGGACAUCCUUGUGCCCUGUGUCGAGAGAUUACUGAUCGCGCAUGACAACGAUGUCAAAGAAGCCAACAAGCAUAAACCGCAACUGGGACACGCGGCAGCCCAGUGUCUGUUUCCUCCUCCGUCGCCAGCUCCGCCGCAAGCUCACGUCCAGCAGCACGUGCCUCCGUACCUCCACUCCCAGCAUCCUCACCAGCUGCCGUUCCACCACCACCCAGCUCCUCAGCCGCAGAGCUGCCAGCAGGUGAUGUCGGCUGCCCACGCGUCCGCUUACCCCCUGCAGACGUGCACGUCCGGCAUAACGGCUACCGUCCAGGCGCGGGGGCACAUACAGAGCGCGGCCAGCAUGUCAUUGGCUACUGUGCCCAUAGAAAUCAAGCCAUGCAUCGCCAUGUCCUACAACAGAAGCUACCAAGUGAACGGACACUACCCCUGUAUAACGCCGUGCUUCGAGAGGUGAUGCAAGCAUAUCCAAAACAUCGAACUUAACUGCCGAUCUAAUACAUACUGUGAAUUCUACAGUCGCGUUUUUUGUUUUCUUUUUUUUCCUAUUGGUUUUCUUGUUUUUCCCCCCCCAAAAAGCGAAAGCAAUACGAAGAAGUGUCUGUUACAUUGGAACAAAGAGGGGGGGCAAAAGAAUAAACUAAUUCUAUUAACUACGAAAACACUUAAAAGCGAUCCAUCCCGCAUUGCAGACGUGCGAUUGGCCGAUAAACAAGCUGAUUUUCAGGGAAACGCUUCAAAUAAUGCAAAAAAUGGUUAUUUUUUAUGAAGGAGAUUUGCAGUAUUAACCUUUAAACUAAUACAACGUGCUCCGGGCGAUGUUACGUUCAUUGAUACGCUUUCCAAAUCGAAUGCGGUGGGUAACCCGUUAAACUCGGACAGAUCCGUUGCACUCCGUGUUUAAAAAAAUGAUCUAAUUCCAUGUAUACCUCAAAGCGAGUCUUUCUGGAGAAAAAAAAAGCAAUAUUCAACACAAACUCAGGGAAAUAAUCGGUCAUCUAUUAUCCUUCAUGCUGCUGGUGUAUAUUGAAGAUAGAAGUGUAAUAUUUAGUGGUUUUUGUUUGGCAAAUAUCGUCAUUUUUGCUGCUCUGUCACCUACCAGAAAAUGCCGAAACUCCCACCAACGAAGUGAAAAUUAACUUUUUUUCAUCUUGU
Spea bombifrons (plains spadefoot toad) is the source of this 1882-nucleotide messenger RNA. It is a transcript of the gene CCNJ, whose product is annotated as cyclin J. Lineage: Eukaryota; Metazoa; Chordata; Amphibia; Anura; Pelobatidae. Gene Ontology annotation, molecular function: cyclin-dependent protein serine/threonine kinase regulator activity. Gene Ontology annotation, cellular component: cyclin-dependent protein kinase holoenzyme complex; cytoplasm; nucleus. The transcript is spliced from 5 exons. The record is from RefSeq and is a predicted model, not a curated record. The coding region runs from base 24 to 1184 and encodes 386 amino acids. Gene Ontology annotation, biological process: mitotic cell cycle phase transition; regulation of cyclin-dependent protein serine/threonine kinase activity.